Messenger RNA from Dothidotthia symphoricarpi CBS 119687, 1475 nucleotides. RefSeq lists its product as uncharacterized. Lineage: Eukaryota; Fungi; Ascomycota; Dothideomycetes; Pleosporales; Dothidotthiaceae. The coding region runs from base 116 to 1276 and encodes 386 amino acids. The transcript is spliced from 2 exons. The record is from RefSeq and is a predicted model, not a curated record.
CACAAACCAAGUUCGAUCAGUCUGUGUGCAUGAUCUUGACGGACGAAUGCAUGCACGCAGAAUGUGACUGCCCGCAGGCUCAGCAAAUCACAGCUAGCCGUAGCGUCUUUUCGGCAUGCCGAGAGUUUGGUGGUCAUAUGCCGCGAUCCUUCUCUUUGUCGUUUCUUCGUUCUCCGCUGGCGAGUAUAAGGCAGGCCUUUGUUUCAUAAGUCCGUCAUCUUCAAAGAGAUCUGCAGCUCGCUCCGUUCAAAUGACGUCCAUUCUCUCUUGUAGCUGUGUCCCAGCAUCCGUCCAGUUUUCUAACCCCAUUGAGUCCACCAAGCCGAUCCACGGCGAUGAAUUCCACGUGCAACCUUCUUCCAAUCUGGCCACGCGUCCUCCUCAUACUGCCUCUGAAAGACCUCCACCGUGCGUGUCUACUUACUUUGACACCCUUUCGAGAUGUUCAUACUCGCAAAGCAAGCUGGAAACAUUGCCAAUCGAAAUUGUCAACCAAAUACUGUCAUACCUUACUCACCCACGGUCUCGCCUGCCGGGCCUCACCGAAACUCAAAGCGCGCACGACUUUCCCCGGCAAACAAAGUUCGAUAUCAAGAGUAGGGAGGAUCUUACCACACGUCCUGACACCGACCGUUGGGCCGCUGACCUGUUUUCCUGGACUGCGCUCUGCCACCCAUUCAACUCACUAGCACAUACAUCGAAACGCUGCAAUGAGUUGGUAGAAAGCUACAGCUCGCACUUGGUGCGGUCUUGCAACAAGUUCAACCUUCCUUUUGCUCACUUCGAUAAGCAUGGAUCGAGGUGUGUGUAUCCAGAUAUGAGUCAAAUCAUAUAUAGACGACUGUGGCUGCAACAUGCGCCCAGAAUAUGUAUAUUCUGCUACGCAGUGCUAGACUGCUAUCCCUUUCCGCUCGUCAAGCGCGUCAUAGCCGCAUGUGAAGACUGUUUCCUCAGACAGACCCUGACUGUCGACGAAGUCGAGCAUCAGUACCACAUUUCUCAAGCUACUACCCUCGCCUCGCCUUACAUCCGGGGUAGCCCAGGCUCAAUUUGGGUUUUACGCAUCGAUGUUGAGAACCUGGCUUUGCAGCUCUACGGCACGAGAGCUUUCCACAGCGCUCAUGUGGAACAAUUCGGCAAGCCGUGCUCCAUAUGUGCCAUCACAAGGUUCACGUCUGAAUUUCGUGUGUCCAAGGCCAAGUCGGUUUCGAAGACUCUUCGGCGGCACGCGAGUCUGAAGCGGAAGGGUGCAAGUCGAACAUCACGCUGUUUCUAACAGUACCUAUUUUGUCUAUUUCGCCUGUUUCGUAUUCAAAUUCGGUCGUGGAUGCAUCUGCAAGGACUCGUUAUUGGAUUGCCUGAACAAAUUGAGAAUCGCAUUUCGGUUGUAUCGUAAUGUACCAGCAAAAGUCAGAUAGCGUUACGCUAGUUUUUGGCAUCGUUAUCUAUAUACAUAUACGUCCCAGAGUGAUCCG